Molecule: messenger RNA, 5313 nt
Organism: Adineta ricciae
Lineage: Eukaryota; Metazoa; Rotifera; Eurotatoria; Adinetida; Adinetidae
Source: the annotation of a GenBank genome assembly
AUGUUGAAUGAAAAUGAUUAUCACGACGACGAUAGUCAUAGUCAAGAUCCGGCUGUUCGUCUCAAGCAACAAAAGUAUAAGACGUGGUUGUACGUUGGUUUACUUGCAGUUUGUUUUUAUGUGUUGUUCUAUGCAACAUUAAUAAGAAUGAAAUCGAAUACGAUUGGUAUCUCAGAAAUAACACCUGAUAACUUUGAUAAACUGCGUGCUGGACAUGGUCAAACCCUUUCUUGCCCAUGCUCGACAACGGUGAUAUCUUACAAAGAUUUUGUUUCUACUAAUAUGACAAUGUAUCCAAUCUGUUCAAGUGCUUUCGUAAGUAAAGAAUGGAUUGAAGGAUUAUAUUUUUCAAAUGCAAGUUCUUAUCCAACAUCGGAUUUUCGAAUGGUCGCCUAUUCACAGUUUGAACUUCUAUCGAGAUUUUGUUCGCUCUCUCGAGAGAUGGCGUCUCAGAUUCAAACUGCUGUUAGAAAUCUUGAACUUGUAACGAUCGAACUUCUUUCUGAAAUACAAGUUCGAUUAGAAAUCAAUGGUAUUAUCGAAUUCCAAAAGAGCAGUGCAGCUAAUCGAAUUAUUUCAUUCAUGGACUAUUGGAGAACAACUAGCCAAGGAAUUGGUUUCGUUUCCGCUCUUGGCACCAAUUGGGUACUUGUCAUACUCGAUGAUACAAACGGAAUUAUUACCAAAACCGGAGGAUAUUCAGCAAGAACAGGUGCAGAUGGUGUUGACCAAUUAUGCGAUCGAUCAAACAUAAUAAUUCCAGCUACUCUCUAUUUACCAUUAGUACAUUCAGUAAUUGACAACAAUGUAGGAAUUCUGAAUCCACUACGCGUUGCUACACGUGUGAAAGGAUUUUCUAUGGGAUGCACUCCUCUCGAAGGGCUUCUUGCAAGUACAUUAGAUUGUUUAUACGACGGGCAAUGUUUGCAAUUAUUGUUAAAUUCAUUUCCUAAUCUAAAUCAAACAAAUCCUAUCUGGAAUAAUUCCAUUUUGUCUUCACCAUUUAAAAACAUUUCGGUUCUGAACUACUUUGAAAAUCUUUUCGUUUCAAAUUGGUCUUCAAAUAUAAACUAUUCGGCGUAUUUCCACAAGUGCUCUCCAUCAAUCUGCACAUAUACGACAAUAGAUCGAACCGCGUUAUCUCAUGCAAUUACACUCUUCAUUAGUCUUUAUGGUGCUCUUAUCCUAAUACUACGUUUGGUUGCAUCGUGUUCGAUCGACAUUGUAUUCAAAUUCAAAGUUUAUCCAAAUCGACCGAAUAUAAAUAUGAGCAAAAUGGGACAAUCAAUCAAAAGAUUGAAUCUAUUCAAGAACGUUAACGAUCGAACGGAAAAUAGUAUCAAACAGCAAAUGUGUAUCACUCGUAUUUAUUUGGUUUUACUGUUUGGUUCAGUGUGCACAUUAUGCUUGUACACAUCAUUAAAAAGUGAAAUAGUGACAAUUACGGUAUCAAGUCCUUCGAUAGUAACUUACAGGUCAUUAGAGAGCAAAUACUCAACAGCACUUCGAUGUCCUUGCACAAAUAAAACUAUACUGUACGAAUCGUUUGUUUCAUUUUCUCCUGUUUUUCACCAAAUCUGUUCAAGUGGUCUCAUCGGAAGCGAUUGGACUAUGCUACUAAGAUAUAGUUUGCCGUCAUCCGACAAUGACUGGCGUGCUCAGGCACCACCUCAAUUCCAAGUGCUGUCUGAUCUUUGUUCCCUCGCUAAUAAGACAAUCGACGAUGCCCUAAACAGAUUUUACUCACAAGCGUUCGUCACUUCUACUGUAAUGAACGAAGUCGCCUUUAAUAAACAGUUGAAUACAAGUCUGAAUCAAUUUUAUCAAUCAACACUUUAUAACUUCGAUUUGAUCAAAAAUUUAUUGCAGCUUGUUAUGCGAGCAGAUCAACUUUAUACGGGUUCGUUUGUAGCUAAUUGGAAUACUGACAUAACUGAUAUGGUCGCAACUGUAGUCACAAAUCAGACAACCAAUAGUCAAACAGCAUACAUGCAGAUCCUUUUACACGGAAUUCAGGAGGCCAAUUCAACACUGUUUACAUGCUUUUGUGCUAUGAAUCCGAAUUGUAAAGCACCCACUGCAUUCUAUGACUCGGUGCUCAAUUAUGACACAAAUAUUACUGUGAAUAUGAUUCUUGACAUCCUCGGUUGGAACCGGGGCUGCCUUAGCAUGGAUUCUCUUCUACUUUCAACACUGCAAUGUUUUUAUGCAGAUGCAAAUUCUGAUUGCUUCGCAUUUAUAUUAAGUCAUUUGUUAAAAAUUAAGUUCAAUUAUGAACUCAUGGGCCCAUUAACAUUGGACAUACACCCUCUCAUUUACAAUCCGACACAGACUCGUUAUUCGCCGAACACAACGAUCUCAGUCAUAAUCAAGGAGCUAAUGCUCGAAACAUGGAAUCCUUCUUUGUCGUAUGAAAAUUUUUAUCAAUCCUGCUCACCAAUCUACUGUUCUUAUUCCGAACGAGUUCGCCAACAAACAUUUCUAGAAAUCAUUGUAAUCUUAGUGUCAAUGAUUGGCGGUGUCGUGGUUUCAUUACGAUUUCUAACUCCUCAUUUUGUUCGAUUCACUUGGAAAGUUCUCAAUCUGUUUGUCAAAAAACCACGGCAAGUCGAACGAGUUCAUCGAAGGCUGAUCGAUCGAUUGAGAACAAUUGUGCAAAACGUGAUUAAUAGUUUAUACGCUACUAUGACUGAAUUGAACAUCUUCAAAGCACGUGAUUUUGGAGGUAACUGCGAUCGAGUGACAUUGAAACGCAACGGCCAAUGGGCGACUCGUCUCUAUAUUAUUUUAUUCAUCACAAGUCUCACUAUUUUCAUCUCCUACACCAUCGUUCAACCGCGCGCUGUGACACAAAGCUUUAAUGAACCAUCUUUUAGUUUUUAUAAUCACUUGACAGAAAUGUAUGGUGAUAAGCUACAAUGUUCAUGCUCGCAAAUAGCAUCGCCUUACGCUCAAUUCGUCAGCAUUCAGCCAAUAUUCCACUCGGUAUGUUCAAGUCAAUUUGUAUCCGAGACGUGGAGGAUGGCCUUGUUAGACGGUCUCGUUUCCAAUUUGACUAUCUAUGAAGAAAGAGAUUAUCGUCGAUUUCUCUCCGCUCAUCUACAAUAUCUGCAAGGAUUGUGUCAGCUUUCCCAAACAUCAGUUACGAAUGCUAUCAAUGAAUUUCUAACAUCAUUAUUAAUCACAGUGGAAAUCCUGCCUCAAAACACUUUUCAAAAUCGUCUUAGUGCUUUAGUUGAACAAACAAAGUCCAAUGCGCCGAUUCUUUUUUCUAAUCUUAUGUUUGCUAAACAAAGCAUUUUCCAUGGAAAUGCUUUAAUGACAAGUUAUGGAACUAACUUUCAAUAUUAUUCUUCGUUAGUCAGAUAUACUCCGUAUUGGAUAUGUGUACAGACGGAAGCUAAGAUCUACGACGAUAAUUGCUCCUGUGGUUUGUCUCCAACAUGUGUGACUCAAGCGAAUUUCAUCGAACAAGACUCGUUGAAAAUAGUUCUAAUUAAAGGUAUGAAAAUGGGAUGCACUCCAAGUGAAUCAUUUUUUGCUUCGACUCUCGAAUGUUUUUAUGAUCAAUUAUGUUUGGAUCUCAUUCAAAACUACACUAACUAUAAACAUUCUUUGACUCCUCUUGCAACGGCAACUCUGACUCGUUUCCCGCAAAAUACAACCAUAAGUGAAUUUGUCGAAGACUUAUUCAUUGAAAGCUGGUCAACAGAUAUAAACUACCCAUUGUAUUAUCAACAAUGUUUACCUUCUAUCUGCUAUUAUAUCAGUGUGGAGAAAUUUAAUGUUUUCUACAUAAUCACUCUAAUACUUGGCCUUCAAGGUGGUUUAUCAAUUGUUCUCAAAUUCAUUUGCCCGAAACUCAUUCGAAUUCUUUCAAAAAUCUAUCUUGAACGAAAACAAACCACAUCUGUUGUUUCGCCGGGUACUCUUAUUAAAGAACCACUCCGUAUGACAGCAAAUACUGAUAUUCAACCAAUGAAUUCAACAUCUCAAAGUGGUACUAUGACAUACAGUCAAUCAUUCUUCACGGUGAUAUCUAUAGGUGUAUUACUAGUGUGCACAUUAGUAGGCGUUAUUACUUUUUCGAUUUAUUAUUCUCGACAAGAUUGGACGACCAAUGCACCAACAGUUGAUAGCUUGAGUACAACGUUGAGCACAGCAAUUUCAACAUCUUCGAUUUCUACAGGAUCCAUCUAUACAUUGGCAAUUAUACAAGUGUCAAUCGAUACUCCAUGUUCAGAUUCAAUUUCAGAUCCAAAAAUCCUUACUGAUAUCAACGGUGAUAAUCGAACUGAUUUAAUUUUCUGCUGUGAAAAUUCACGGCAGGUGAAUGUGUUACUGGGACACUCGAAUGGCUCGUUUGAAAGAGCGAUCUCAUUUUCGCUUGAAGAUAAUUCACAAAUACUUCAAAUCCGUGUUGGCGACAUCAAUGGCGAUGAACAAAUCGAUCUAAUUCUUGGAAGUAAAACUGAUCAACAGUACAAUGUUAAUCUUCUAUACUCUAACGGUAAUGGAACGUUUCAAACACAACAUAUGCAAUCGUUAGCUAUGAACGGUUUUGAAAUUGAUUCCAACAGUCUUGAGAAUCUCAUUGGUUCUAGUUUUGACCUCAACGUAAAUGAUCUCAACAAAGAUUCUAAGUUGGAUAUUAUCGUUGUGCUAGGAUACCGUAGUCGAGUUUUUAUUUUUUUUGGAGAUGAUAAUGGAACAUUUUCGUCGCGAUUAGCAUUGCCAUUGACAAUCUUUGGUAAUCCAAGCCGAUUGAAUGUUGUGGAUUUGAACAAUGAUAGUUAUUUGGAUCUCAUCGUGCUGGAUAUCGACGCUCUGCACAUACAAAUCUUUUUUGGAGAUCAGAAUGGAAGAUUCCAAUUACAGAAAUGGUUUUUCACGGUGUUUGGUAUCAGCGACUCUAAUAUGUUAGUCGGCGAUUUCAAUAAUGAUGGGCAGCCGGAUAUGGUCUUUUUUAAUAGUAGAAUUAACACCGUUUACGUAUCGUAUCGAAAUAGCAAUGGCACUUUUCAAAGUAAAGAGAAAACUAUUAUGGAAUCGUAUUUAUCAAUGAGUACAGUGACCGCACUUCACUUAAACGACGACGGUUAUUUAGACAUCGUUAUUGGUACACCACUAUCGGAUGAACUUUACGUUCUAAUAGGAAGUGAUAAUGGAGAUUUUCAAACUCAAAUUAUUAAUUCUACCGAACUGAAUACGAAUUAUUUCGGUAUUAACACAUGUCAAGAUGUGAUCAAUAUGAAUAUUCAAUCUGGUAAUGCAUAUCUUCUCUUGAAUACACGUCAAUGUUCUAUGCAGUAG